GGGAAGCAUAUCAAAUUGACAAGAGAUUGACAACUCUUCAACUAAUCCGUAGCUAUUUCCGACCGCGAUGUGGCCAGAUGUCCGUCCGUACGCGUCGUGCCAUGGGGACUUUCGUCAAGAAACCACACACUGCCCUGCUUCCAUCUCACGUCAGCCUAGCCGGCCCCUCCCCUACGGUAGCAUGGUUAAAACUCUCGGGUUCCUGUCCAAUCGACAGUCACUGUUUGGAUUCUGAUAUGAGAUCUGCACGCUUUGGCAGCAGAUCCCCUUCCGCGCAUGGCAUGUACGGGACAUAUAUAAGCUCCAUUGUGACCUCAAGCUUCGCAAUGUCAAUCAACGUUACAUAUCGAGAAUCCAACUACAAUGGCAUCACUUGAGGCUUCACCAGAAUUCCGGGGGUCUCACCCCACAGCAUCGACGCUGGAGCAGAUUGCUGCAGAUGCACCCAAGCUGAAAAGCCUCAUGACGAACUUCCCCAAUCUUCUGGUAUACACGAACUCGGCCGAGAAGUACGAGGAAGUUAGAAGCUUCUUCAACGCGAACAUGACUCAACAGCCUUUCGCGGUCAUCCGGCCGAGAACCGAAGCCGAAAGUGUUGCCAUCAUCAAGGAGCUGAAAGCUCAAGACAUCCCAUUCGGCCUCCGGAGUGGUGGGCACGACUUGACAUUCGGGCAGGCACAGGGGAAAGACGGCGUCAUCGUGGACCUGAGAAGCCUCGACAGCAUCGUCAUCGCCGAAGACAAAAAGUCCGUCCGCGUUGGCGGCGGCAUCCUGGGCAUCAAACUCGCGCACUUUCUGCAGCAGCACAAGCUCGUCACCCCCCACGGCUGGUGUCCGACUGUUAGCAUCGCUGGCUGGGCCAUGGGCGGUGGUUACGGAUACACGAGCGCUUACCAUGGUCUUGGUGCGGACCAAAUCCUCGGUGCGCGUGUGGUUCUCGCGAAUGGCGACAUUGUCGACACGGACGAUCAUCCUGAGUUGCUCUGGGCUCUUUGCGGCGCUGGCAACGGCAACUUUGGUGUUGUAGUCGAGCUGCAGCUCAAGGUGUAUCCCCAAACGGGCUUCUUGGCGGGCUUUCUCGGAUUUCCCAAUGAUCAGGUUGGCGAAGUGUUGAAGAAAUUUGGUGAAUUUGAGAGGGAUUUGCCUGUCAACUUCACUGGCGAAGCUACUCACAUGGCUCUUCCCGGCGUUGGUCCCGUAUUUGCCUGGCUGUUUGCUUGGACGUCUGAGAACGAUGAUCUGGAAGAGGGUUGGGCUUUCUUUGAGAAGAUGAAGUCUCUUGGUACGCCAGUUCUCAACACGGUGGCAGAAGUGGACGACUUUACGUUUUUCGAUGCAAUCCCCUCGCCGACUAAUGUCCACUGGUAUCCUCGACUGAGGAUGUUCGAAUAUUUCACUCCAGGAAUAGCCAGUGCGUUCGGCAACAAUUCACCACCGGGUGCAACCUCGGCUACUGUUAUCCAUGCCGCUCAUGGUCGAGCCAUCGAGGCGAACCCGUCAGUAUGCUACCCUCUGCGCAAGAGGCAUCGCAUAGCAGCUCCCUCGGGUGGUGUCAUCGACACCACCGCACAGGCGGCGGAAUAUGAAGAGUAUAAGAAAUGGGCGGAUGAUUUGGUCAACUCCCUCUCAGAACACGGCCAAAUGCUUCCAUACGGGAACCGUAACCUGGGGCCUGACAGGGACAUGGACUGGGUAUCAACAUAUGGCGAGGACACCCUAUCAAGGCUCAGGGAGAUCAAGCAGAAGUUCGACCCGGAAAAUGUCUUCAAAACGGGGUAUCCGAAGUUAGCAUAAGUUGAGAUUACGGUGCGACUUGAAGCUACCACAUACGAAUAGCGUUGGUGUUGGUCGUACGGUUGGUCAUGAUUGUUGAACGAAAUAUAGUAGGCGAAUGUCACAUACCUAGGCCUCUUGCUACAACCAACGAAUUGACAACUAGUUUGACUGCGGCGCAUUGCUUUCCGAGGCGGCAGACAGUUCGGCCAGCCACCCGAAGUCCCUGAUGCCCCAAAAGAAUUAAACGCCGUCGUUCAAGUCUUUCUCUUGUCAGCUUAUUACACGAUUAAGCGAAU
Molecule: messenger RNA, 2072 nt
Organism: Colletotrichum acutatum
Lineage: Eukaryota; Fungi; Ascomycota; Sordariomycetes; Glomerellales; Glomerellaceae
Product: putative oxidoreductase
Exons: 2
Coding region: 364-1794 (476 amino acids)
Molecular function (GO): oxidoreductase activity; FAD binding
Source: RefSeq, a predicted model, not a curated record